Molecule: messenger RNA, 2560 nt
Organism: Trichosurus vulpecula (common brushtail)
Lineage: Eukaryota; Metazoa; Chordata; Mammalia; Diprotodontia; Phalangeridae
Gene: TAT
Product: tyrosine aminotransferase
Exons: 12
Coding region: 118-1482 (454 amino acids)
Biological process (GO): aromatic amino acid catabolic process; biosynthetic process
Molecular function (GO): L-tyrosine:2-oxoglutarate transaminase activity; pyridoxal phosphate binding
Source: RefSeq, a predicted model, not a curated record
UCGUGAUUUGCUUCUGAAUUGAUCACUGCAACUUGACAAGAGAGAAAGAAGCAAACUUUCAGAUCCAUUCCAUCAAUUUAGGGUUUCAAUUCCAUUUCUCAAAAGGCGUACUUAGCAAUGGACUCUUACACGAUCCAGAUGAAUGGCAAUCGUGAUCUUUCCACAGUCCUGGAUGUCCACGUAAACAUCAAUGGAAGAAAUACAGUCUUAGGAAAAAUGAAAGGCAAGAAGGCUAGAUGGGCAGUGAGGGCCUCUGACAUGUCCAAGAAAACUUUCAAUCCCAUCAGAGCCAUUGUAGAUAGCAUGAAAGUGGAACCAAAUCCCAAUAAAACCAUGAUCUCUUUGUCAAUAGGAGAUCCAACUGUAUUUGGAAACCUCCCUACUGAUUCUGAAGUUACUCAGGCCAUGAAGGAUGCCUUAGACUCGGGAAAGUAUAAUGGUUAUGCUCCAUCAAUUGGCUAUCUGGCUAGCCGGGAGGAAAUCGCCUCCUAUUACCACUGUCCAGAGGCCCCCCUGGAGGCAAAGGAUGUCAUUCUGACAAGCGGCUGUAGCCAGGCCAUUGAACUUGCCUUAGCUGUGUUGGCCAAUCCAGGACAGAACAUCCUGAUUCCCAGACCUGGCUUCUCUCUCUAUAAGACUCUGGCUGAAUCCAUGGGGAUUGAGGUCAAACUUUAUAACUUGUUGCCAGAAAAGUCUUGGGAAAUUGACCUGAAGCAUUUGGAAUCAUUGAUUGAUGAGAAAACAGCGUGUCUUAUUGUCAACAACCCAUCAAACCCCUGUGGUUCAGUGUUCAGCAAAAGCCAUCUCCAGAAAAUCCUGUCUGUGGCUGCAAGACAGUGUGUUCCCAUCUUGGCUGAUGAGAUCUAUGGAGACAUGGUGUUUUCAGAUUGUAAAUAUGAGCCCUUGGCCUCCCUCAGCACCAAUGUGCCCAUCUUAUCCUGUGGCGGGCUAGCUAAGCGUUGGUUGGUACCAGGCUGGAGACUGGGCUGGAUUCUGAUCCAUGACAGAAGGGACAUCUUUGGUAAUGAGAUACGAGAUGGGCUGGUGAAGCUGACUCAGAGGAUCCUGGGACCUUGUACCAUUGUCCAGGGAGCACUGAAAAGCAUCAUGAGAAGAACGCCUCAAGAAUUCUACCACAAUACCCUCAGCUUUCUCAAGUCAAAUGCUGACCUUUGCUAUGGAGCCUUGGCUGCUAUUCCUGGACUUCGGCCCAUCCAGCCUUCUGGGGCCAUGUACCUCAUGGUUGGAAUUGAGAUGGAACAUUUCCCAGAAUUUGAAAAUGAUGUCGAAUUCAGUGAGAGGUUAAUUACAGAGCAAUCUGUUGUCUGUCUCCCAGGAAAGUGCUUUGAAUACCCCAAUUUUUUCCGAGUGGUUAUCACAGUCCCUAAAGUGAUGAUGUUGGAGGCCUGCAGCCGGAUCCAAGAGUUCUGUGAGAAGCACUACCAAAGUGUUGAAGGAGCCCAGGAAGAGUGUGACAAAUAGGCCCAUCUUCCUUGCCCCAUACAGUGUGUACCUUCUGGGGCCAGGCUGGGCAGUGCCCUUCUGUUGCCCAUGGAAUUGGAUGCCCUCUACUGGGAGAGGGGCCACAACAAAAGCAUCCCACCUCCACCCCAACUCUUUAGAACUUUUGUUGUUUCCUAGUGCCAACUGAAAACACUCUGCCUCCAUAAAUUCUGCUAAAGUUGUAGUAAUGUGAUUCACUCCCCUAGUUUUUAGUCUCUCCCCACCAUUAGAUUCCCUUCUUUUUUACUCUGUGUAACACACUAGUAAAGAUCUAACCCAGUUAAUAGAAUCUCUGGCUUACCAAGAAAGCACCAUACAAAAAGGGAGAAAAAGAAGAGCAAAGAAAUCAUUCAGUCAAACGAGAAUCAGUAAAUAAACAUUUAUUAAGCACCUACUAUAUACCAGGCACUAUGCUAAGCUUUGGGGAUACAAAAAGAGGCAAAAGAAAAUUCUUGUUCUCAAGGAGCUUCCAAUCUAAUGGGAAAGAAGGAUGGAAACAGAAGGUCAAAGGAACUUUUGUCCCUCUCAUGUUCUCACACUGUGGACCCUACAUACUCAAAUUAGUUCUAGAUCCGAAUUCAGUUACCACCUCACUGACUCUAGAUGUACCUCACAUUAUGCAAUAGAUGUUACUGAAAAAAAUUGGAUUUGGAUCAAAUUUUUGGCGAUUGUAUUUUCAAUGUAUUUGUGGAGUUAGCUUUUUAAAGCAGCCAUGAGAGGAAUCAUUUUUAUAACAUGAAGAGUUCUUUUGUAAUGCAAAUAAUAACUCUCUAAUUUAUCUGCUUUGUGUCUAUAUUUUUAUAUAUUGGAUUUUCUUAAAGUGGGGGGGAGUAAACUUUUAUGCCAGAAAAGACCUUUCGAGGAGUUAUUGUGCCAUUCUGGUCUGGUCUGACCUGUCAUGGAAUCACUUUUAGUGUAACUCUCAUGUUGAUUUAUUAUAUUAUAUAUUAUAUUAUCUUUUAAUAUAUUAGGUAAAGAGCAUUUAUACUGACCAAACCAUUUGUUUUGCAAAGGAUAUAAAUUAUUGGUUUUUUUAAAAUAAAUUUUACAAAGUCUA